AUGGAUAUCGAUAGAUCACCACCAUCUAGAGGAGGAUCUAUGGGGGGUAUGGAUGCUACUGAUGAUGAUAAGGAGGAUUGGGGUAGACUUAAUGAUAUUAUAGAGUCUAUAGAGACGUUGCUAGCUACACUACGGUGGUUGAGGCAAAUACAGGCUAAUGAUCUAGAAGACAAUAAGGAGAAUACUAAUGGUAAUGGUGUAUUGAAGGCUAUAUUUGAUAUCCUUCGUAAGUGUACUGAUGGUGAUGAUGCUGCUAUUAGGACUCUAUCUCAACAAGCAUCAGGAGAUAUGUAUAGGGCAUUAGAGUUAGCUGCUCUUAUGUCAUCACCAUCACCUACUCCAUACACUCAUGAGGAUGACGAUGAAUCCCUGUACUACAUGGACUGGACAGAGAAGACUAUGAUUAACACUGCUGAUGGUGGUGAUGAGGCAUACCCUAGGGCUUCUAAUGGCAUCCAUCCAUUACCAUCUAGGAGAUUACUUGUAAAGGAAGGGAUAUUGAUGCAGUUAUCGGGCAGUAACACUACAUCAGAAGGGGCUCUUAGUGAUGAUGAUAGGGCUUGGCUAGGAUAUCUAUCGGGGCAUCUAUCAACAUUGUUAUCAACCAAAGACUGUUGGAUGGGUAGUGAAGCCCCUAUAAGGUCCUCCUCAUUGUCACCCUUGAUGCACGCUGCUGCUACUGAUACUAGCAGUGAGUUUGGUGGUUACCUUGCUACUCUAUACCGACAGGAGCUCCUACCUUACCAUCAUCAAGAGCUUACAUCUAAUGUGGUUGAUGCAUUAUUCGAUGGUCUUAUACGGGCUAAACUUGAGGUUGAGGAUGAUAUGAAAUAUGAUGCUACAGCAAGCACUAUCAUGGGGGAUCAUAUAUUAGAUGAACAUACUCUGACAGUAUUCAAAGAUAGAGUUAUCAAUGCAUCAUCCCAUAUAGAGAUUAUUAAGGGUACCUCAGCCCAGGUCCCUAAUAACUGA
This is a messenger RNA of Perkinsus marinus ATCC 50983, 972 nucleotides long. RefSeq lists its product as hypothetical. The transcript is spliced from 10 exons. The coding region runs from base 1 to 972 and encodes 323 amino acids. The record is from RefSeq and is a predicted model, not a curated record. Lineage: Eukaryota; Perkinsozoa; Perkinsida; Perkinsidae.